AUGGCAUUGGAUAUGCUACAGGCCAUACUCCUUGCCGUGGGGUCGUUUUUUAAAUUGGCAAUUAUACAGUUUGUCGCGGAUUUGCUGCUUUAUGCAGAAUUUACCGUAUUUUUCCGGUUAAGAAAAUAUGACUAUUUGAAUUGGUUCUUUGCGCCGUAUUUGUCUGAUGACCCAACAAGCUAUUCCUGGGUGGCUAGGUGCUGCAACGCUUUUCACUAUUACAUCAAGAUGGUGAUCUACAUUGCUCAAAUCUACGCGGCUGCAAAUCGGCUGACGUCCGCUAUAUUUCCGCUCUCCUAUGAACAUCUCUGGACAAAAUGGCGGAUGGUUAUAAUGACGUUAAUACAAAUUAUAAUACCGUUGAUAAUUGUGAUACCGGUGAACUUCGAUCCAAGCUAUGAUAUACGAUAUGCUAUCGAUUCCGGAAAGAUACGAUUGUUUACAGACGCGCAGAGUACUUUCAUCGUAGCUCUAAUCGAUGGUGCUUCAUCAGUAAUCUCCACUACGUUAUCCAUGGUCUGCUAUGUGAUCACCUGUAUUGGGACGUACCGCCGGGCACACCUGGCUGCGGAAAUUCGUUUACUUGCCUCGUCGCUGCUGGUCUUUGGCAUUUUGGCUUUUAAUAGCCUCUUCCAAGUGGGAACAAUAUUAGCCACGUAUUGUGGUGUGCGAGAGAUGUAUAUGCUGCAGGAUUUGAGCUAUCCGAUAGUAGAUGCUAUAUAUUCCUGUCAACCCUGGGCUAUUCUUAUAUCAUCUUCAAUCGUGCGUCAAACAUUUUUUCGUCACCUUCGUCGGAAGCAAAAUAAAUUAUCAUUUAUCUGUAUCAAUGUCAUUUCGAGAUUCUCCAAAUUUAGGAAUGAUAUUGCCAAUUUCUCAGUUCUUAUGAUAUCUAAAGUGAAGAGCACCGAGCGGAAAAUGUUACGAGCGCCCGGAGGGUUGGGCACAGAGCGAAUGAAGCCGUUUCGACAUAAUUACCACUUUGCGGUUCGAGCCGUGGUUUUAAUAGCUGUAAUGGUGAUCGACACGUGGAUA
Mesorhabditis spiculigera is the source of this 1032-nucleotide messenger RNA. The record is from the annotation of a GenBank genome assembly. Lineage: Eukaryota; Metazoa; Nematoda; Chromadorea; Rhabditida; Rhabditidae.